Pectinophora gossypiella (pink bollworm) is the source of this 2566-nucleotide messenger RNA. RefSeq names its product dynein regulatory complex protein 1-like. NCBI's taxonomy places the organism in Eukaryota, Metazoa, Arthropoda, Insecta, Lepidoptera, Gelechiidae. Bases 1 to 2457 code for a protein of 818 amino acids. The transcript has 16 exons. Gene Ontology annotation, biological process: regulation of cilium movement; axonemal dynein complex assembly; cilium-dependent cell motility. The record is from RefSeq and is a predicted model, not a curated record. Gene Ontology annotation, cellular component: axoneme; axonemal dynein complex.
AUGUUCGAUGAAGAUGAGGAAGAUGUUUUGGCUCCAAAGGAACCUCAGGUUACUUCCGAGGACCCCGAGGAGAGGAAGGCGGCGAGGGCACUCCGCAUUAAGCGAAGACAGGAGGCGAUCAAAAGAGCGGAAGCGCCUUCUGAAGAAGCGUUGGCAGAGGAAGAGGCAGGAUUGGUGGAACAGACCACCGCCGCCGCAGCCGAGGAGCUCCAGAGGUUAGCGCUCGAUGGCGCUGCCAAGGUCACCAAUGUCAAAGUCACGGUUGAUGAGCGAGAAGUGGUUCGCCGAGCCACCUGUGCCGAGAAAAUGAAAGCCAUGUUCGAUCGAAUCGAAGAAGAGGCGGUCGACACACAGUUGGCAUACGAAGCAGUAGCCACCAACUGGGAAACCAUGCUGAGUAUAAAAGACCCUCUGGACAUCGACGUGGCAAUGAAAGAACAAAAAGUAAAGUGCGACGAGCUACUGGCGAUGAAAGAUAGCCUCAUCGAUCAGCUGAAAAACGAUUUGAAAUCGAUGGACAUAGCCUAUUAUGAAGAUCUUGAAAAACAAGAUAAAGAUAUAAAAGAACUGUCGGAAAGAGUCGAAAGACAAGUUACAAUAAUGCAGAGAGCAUACGACAAGCAGUUGAGCCUUAUAGAAGCGGCUUUGAAUGUGGAACGUGAAGAGAUGGUAGAUCAUAACAACAAGCGAUGGGAGGCGUUGUAUAAACAGAGGGAUAAGGAGGAGGUCGUUCACAUUGCUGUAAAGGCAGCUCAGUUGGAAGCGCACAAGGACGAAAUAGAAAGGAUCAUGUGGGACCAUCACGACAAAUAUCGCGAAGCGAAAACGGAACUGGAGACAUUGAUUCAAGAACUGCAGAAGGAACUGGAGAAAUUGAAAGCGACAUGUCUUAUUAACACUGAAAAGAUUGGCUACAACUACCAGGUCCUUAAAAAACGGGAGGAAGAGAACCUGUUUGUUCGUUCGCAACAAAAACGUAAACUGAAUAAAAUGUCAGACGUAGCCAACGCUCUGCGAGCUAAGAUCCGAAAGGCGGCUGAGGACGGGGCCAUUGAAGAAAUGCGGGCAGACGAGGAAAUAGUGACACUCAUGCAGGCGAUGGACAACCUCGAGAAGAAAGCUCAUCACUUUGCUCAAGUCAAUGAUUACAAGUUUAUGCAGGUAUGGCGCAUGUCUCGGGAACGUUGCAGCGAACUAUUAAAGGAACUGCGGCACGCUGAGGUGGCUCUGCAUGCGCACGUGUUAGCCGAGCCACCCCCGCCGCCGCCACCGAAACCACCUAAGAGUCCGCUUAAUAAGAAAGAAGGUGAAGUAGGUGCAGACAGCACUGUAAACCUGAGUCAGACGUCACCUGAACUUAAGAAAGAUAGAAAUUAUAAGGACGCUAGAGAAAAAUUGGUGCGACAUAUCCUGCAACUGGUAGCAGAUAACACUGGUUUCUUGGUUGAAGAUCGACUGCUAAAGCUUAUCGAGAAAUUUCAACAAAAACCGAAAAACCUUUGCACGCUGGAUGCUAUUUUUAUGGCGCUGGAGAUUCAAGCAGACGAGGAUAUUGAGCUGUUAUGCGAGACAUUCCUCAACUACGCCUUCUGUCCGAUCUGCGUGGGCUUGGAAGACGCCAUGACCGAUGUGGUCGGAGACGCCACCUCGGACGACGGCGGCGCAGCGGCCAGGAGUAGAGCGGCGUCGGCGGUACGAGCACGAGCCAGUAUUGCGAUAGCCAGGAGUCAGUCCACCAGCACUUCACGCUCCAUCCACGUUGGCUUCAGAGGCAGCGAGUUAUCUCCAGACGAUCAGCUUCUAGUGGCGGAAGCUGAUGAAAUAAUACAAAAGUGUGGCGAUCCUUCAGCUCCCCUGAUGGUUACGGGCGCGGCGUCUGACGCGGGAGGGUCGGCGGCCACGCGGCGCGCCGCCACGCGCGGUGUUGUCGUCACCACGCAGGCAGACGUGUCGGGCGCCGGGGGACCUACGAACCCCUUCUUAUGUCCUGAGGGGCAUAAUUUGGAAAUCGAACCAAUGCAAGUCCUUACAGCUCUAGGGGAAUUUAUAUCGAAGUUUGUGCCACCUGAAAAGAAAAGACUUUAUGAUAUACUUGACAGUGUCAAGCCUCCAGAUUUCUCGACCAAGUCGCGACGGUUAACCACCGAGGAUAUAGAACAAUAUUGGGCGCAGUGGAAAAACUUCUAUCCACCAGAGAAGGAUAAAUUUUGGGAGGGCAUGCUCACUGGCCUGCAGGGCUACCUCCAUACUUUGCAGGAACGAGAAAAAGUGCACAGCGAUGUAGUGGUUUUGAGGAAACGCAACGCAGCCCUGCGAAAGUUAGUUCGUGGUGCGUUGCCUGAUCUGGUGCCUAAUACAGGACCUCCUCCACAGUAUCUGCGCUCCGCACCAGCUGCAUUCACCGCCGCCAUCGAAGACCUUGCUCCGAAACCUACCCUCAGACUUCCUCCUAUAUAAAUGUUUAAACCCACUAACGAUAUUUAUCAACGUUAUGUUAAAUGAGACUCUUGAUUUAUCAAGUAUGAUGUCCUUGUACCAUUUAAUUUAUUAUUACUUUACAAAUGUA